AUGUCUGGACGUGGGAAGCAGGGCGGCAAGGCUCGCGCCAAAGCCAAGACCCGGUCCUCCCGGGCCGGCCUGCAGUUCCCCGUGGGUCGUGUGCACCGGCUGCUCCGCAAGGGCAACUACUCGGAGCGCGUGGGCGCCGGCGCCCCAGUGUAUCUGGCGGCCGUGCUGGAGUACCUGACGGCCGAGAUCCUGGAGCUCGCAGGCAACGCAGCGAGGGACAACAAGAAGACACGCAUCAUCCCGCGUCACCUGCAGCUGGCCAUCCGCAACGACGAGGAGCUCAACAAGCUGCUGGGCCGCGUGACCAUCGCGCAGGGUGGCGUCCUGCCCAACAUCCAGGCCGUGCUGCUGCCCAAGAAGACCGAGAGCCACCACAAGGCCAAGGGGAAAUAGGACCAGCCGUUCACUCAUCCAGAACCAAAGGCUCUUUUCAGAGCCAUCCACAAUGUCUUUUAAGAAGCUGUUGACUCAAUGCCAAACCAAGGCACCCGGCCGCGUAAUCCUGACACAAAAGUGGCCUGGAAGGGCUGCAUCUGGGUGUAGGUGUUUGAAAGCUAUUGUUGAAUCUUAAUCCAUCCGGGUUUCUGCAUUUAUAUCAUCAUGCACUCUUAACUCUUUCUUGUACUUAAGUUGUACCUACUUUAACUGAGAUUGAAAUUUAAAUACUGCCAAUAUUGAUAACUAGAUACUCAAUUUAAUUUUAAGGUUCAGAAGCUUUUUAUUUGUUUUGGAUUUUUGUGUUUCUGGUCACCGUGUCCUGACAGCCCUGUCUGCCUUUCAACUCAUUUUGUAAAAACAAGCUGACCUUGAACUCGGUGUGCCAGGCCGCGUCU
Molecule: messenger RNA, 833 nt
Organism: Rattus rattus (black rat)
Lineage: Eukaryota; Metazoa; Chordata; Mammalia; Rodentia; Muridae
Product: histone H2A type 1-B
Exons: 1
Coding region: 1-393 (130 amino acids)
Cellular component (GO): nucleosome
Molecular function (GO): DNA binding; structural constituent of chromatin; protein heterodimerization activity
Source: RefSeq, a predicted model, not a curated record